Molecule: messenger RNA, 567 nt
Organism: Soboliphyme baturini
Lineage: Eukaryota; Metazoa; Nematoda; Enoplea; Dioctophymatida; Soboliphymatidae
Source: the annotation of a GenBank genome assembly
AUGUGUGAGACGGAACAGCCCCUACGGCGUCUCGAAUUCGCCCCUCCUUUGAGGUGUGAUUUACGAGCCUCGUUUCUGCCUCAGAUGCGCAUAGGCGGCGACAGGCCGCCCCCGCCCCCCGACCUCCCCCACUUGUUAACAGCCGCCGCCGGCUUGCCUGCCGAAGUGCCUUGUGUUAGCACGCUGUUUCUCGUUUCGACCCCGUGCGUGAUGCGGUUCUUGUUUCAGGAUCUGGUGGACGCUGACCGGCAAUUUCGGCAACAUACUGCCGAUCGACUGGUCGAAAACGUACGCCCGCAGUCUUCAGCUGUCCGCAUUGAACCUGCCACUGAAAGUAAGUCUUCGUGGUUUUGCUUCUCUUCGUUUCUACUGCUGAUUCCGUACUGCCGGUCGCUCAGCUGCUUUUCGUUUCUGCUCUGCAGCAUUUCAACGGUUGAGACCGAUGAUGAUCAGCCUGUUGAUCAUCAAGUCCAAAGUAGCAUCGUGUUGUCGGACGUGAAGUCUCCGAGAGACUCGACUGAACGACAACGCAGUUACCCUUUGCAGUUUCUAGCCACACAUUUUUGA